GGUCGCGUGGUCGUAUUUCUCGGCUCUCAGUCAGCAUCCCGAUAGCUAAGGUCCACGGUUUCGGCUCGGUUCCGAGAAACACUGUAGUGCUCUAUCAAGGCGUGGGGGUGUUUGGGCACAGUCAGCGGCGUACGAAACGGGUUUCGUUUGAAUACAGGAUUGUGUAAAUUCGUGCAUUGGGGGUUUUUCGGUGGCCCAGCAUCCGUGUCGCUCUACCCGAAUUAAACUGGCAGAAAUUGUCGACGAUAAGUGUAUGUGUGUUUGUGUGUGCUAGUGCGUGCUCUGUGCAUCUAAAAUUGCGGCGGAAGUCGUAAAAUUAAAGUUUAUUUCGAGUGCAAAGUGUCAUUCUUGAAGAAUCCUACCGUACCUAUCGACGAGAAACAUGUGCCAGUGAAGCUUUGUGUUCUCGCGGUCUCGUCGUCGGAUAUUCCGCACAACAACAACAACAACUAAAUAGUAUUGUUCCGAAUCGGGAACACAAAGAGAGGUCGGAGAACUGGAGUGUCCGUUAUUGCGGAACGGGAAACCGACGCUUUCAUCUUUGGAAAAGAGUACAAAAGAGCGCCAGCAAAGAGGCGAGAGAGAAAGAGCACGAAGGUGGUUGUCCCCAGUUGUCCAUAUCCAAACCAGCAUCCUCCUCGAGUCGUAGAUCACAGACAGACAUCACAGUCAGCUGUUUGUACCAAGGAGGCGGAGUGGGGCACAUAAAGGAAAACGUACCAAGUGGGAACUAGACGCGAGACGGAAACGGCGCAUAUGCCACAACAGUAGACUAUGGCCAGACAUGACAGUGGUGAAGGUUAUGGUCAACCACUGAGAUACGAUCCCGAGUUUCAGGGACCACUUUCGAAGCGAUCAUGCACGGACAUUCCGUGCCUUCUUCUGUUCGCCGGCUUCCUAGCAGGCUGGGGAGCAGUGGCCUACUAUGCGCUUCACAAUGGCGAUCUGGAUCGCCUACUGGUCCCGACCGAUUCGAACGGUCUCAAGUGUGGCAUUGACAGCGAAGUUCAGAAAGAACCCUACCUGGUGUUCUUCGACAUUACCGAGUGUGCCAAGUAUGACGUCCCACUGUACGGCUGCAAGACACCGCAGGUUUGCGUCCGCGAGUGCCCCACCGAAGACUUCGCGUUUGAUUCGAAGCUUUGCAACACAAACAAUAUCAUCACCGUCCGAUCGAAACUCAUCUGCGAUCAUAACGUCCAGAAGGAUCAACUCAGCUGUAGCGACAUUCAGUCCUACAUAGAGCGGGGAAGAUGUGCUAAGUAUUCCCUCAAGAGCGUUCCCUUCGCGAAGCGAUGCAUCUCCAACCUACCGGACACCGAAUGUCCUUACAUUCCACCAAAAGUACUGCAACAGUACCAACUAGCCCCAUCCCCGCAAGAUUCCCGAUCCGGCAAGCAACUGUCGGCCGAGAUGCGGGACUGUGCCAACCAGCGACGACUGGGUCGUGAACUGCUGGUCGAACGCAUGUCCAAACUUCAGUCCUACUUUUCUCGCUACGUCGACAACCUGCUAUCCCACGUCACCAACGACACCAGUGUCCAUCAGACCGGUCAGAUGGUCGUCGAAGACAUCCUGGAAACGUGGCGCCUGGUGAUCGUGAUCCUGGUCCUCUCGCUGCUAGUCAGCCUGAUCUUCAUCACGAUGCUCCGGUGGAUUGCCAAGCCGAUGGUUUGGUUCUCGAUCCUCGGCGUCAUUGCUGCCCUAUGCUACGGAGUUUACUACAGCUACGAGCAGUACCAAUACAUCAGCCAGCAUCCGGUCGAGAGUCACGUGAACGUGUCGCCCAAUCUGAGCUCGCUGAUCAACUCCUGGUUCAAAUCCGAUCGCACCUGGCUCUGGAUACUGGUCAUCCUGUCGAUCCUGCUGGUCGUUCUCCUGUUGGUGGUGCUGGUCCUACGCAAACGAAUCGUGAUCGCCAUCGCGCUGGUCAAGGAGGGAAGCAAAGCGGUCAGCGCAAUCUUCUCCACCGUCUUCUUCCCGAUCAUUCCGUGGGCGAUGCACAUCCUGGUGAUCGCAUUCUCGAUCGUCGUCGGCCUCUAUCUGGCAUCGAUCGGUGAACCCAUCCACCGGGUGUACGGACUGAACACUUCGACGUCUUGCGUGUGCGACAACGGCUACCGGGAUGGAGACAUCUGCGAGCCGACUUCAUUCAACGAUCACUGUCGCAACAGUUUGCUGCUGGCGCGGGAUGCUCGCUGUACGGAUGCGGCCUGUCACUUUCAGGAGAUCAACAGCCCCAAGGAAGUGGGAUAUUUUCAUGCCGUCAACGUGGUAGGUUUCUUCUGGGGGAUCUGCUUCGUGUCCGCGUUUGGUGAUAUGGUCCUGGCGUUCACCUUCGCCACCUGGUAUUGGACGUUCCGCAAGAAGGAGCUUCGGUUCUUCGUGUUGACUACGGGAUUUCUGCGGACAGUUCGUUACCACUUGGGCACGCUGGCGUUCGGUUCGCUGAUCAUCGCCAUCUGCAAGAUCAUCCGGGCCAUGUUGGAGUACAUCGACCAUAAGCUCCGGAAGUACGACAACGGAGUGGUGAAGGCUGUGCUGUGCCUGUGCAAGUGCUGCUUCUGGUGUCUGGAGAGCUUCCUCAAGUUUUUGAACACCAACGCGUACAUCAUGUGUGCAAUCCAUGGGAAGAACUUUUGCUCCAGUGCCAAGGAUGCAUUUAGUCUGCUGGCCAGAAACAUCCUGAGGGUGAUCGCACUGGACAAGGUUACAGGGUUUUUGUUUUUCCUGUCGAAGCUGCUGAUCGCCUGUGGAAUGGCAGCGGUAACUUAUACGUUCUUCGAUAAUAAUGGAUCGACCAAGCUGCACUACCCGUUCGUUCCGGCGAUAAUUGUGUUCGUCGGGACGUACGUGAUCGCAUCCGUGUUCUUCAGUGUGUACUCGGUGGCGGUGGAUACGCUGUUCCUGUGUUUCCUGGAGGACUGCGAGCGCAACGAUGGCACCCCUGAGAAGCCCUUCUACAUGUCCAAGAGCCUGAUGAAGAUCCUGGGCAAGAAGCAGAAGUUUGAUGCACCUCGUUGAACCUAGGAUUAAGCAGCACCCAGUGCAUUGUAGCAGUACACAGUAAUGAUAUCAAAUACUUACUAUGCCAAAACUGUAUCAAAAAGUAACAUGAAUAUUAAGGCCAAAGUGAAGAGAAAGGUAGGUGCAAUCCAUUAAGUCAAAAGUAGGAUCGUGGUGAAGUGAGCUUUCUUUUUCUAUAAGAAACCAAAAGAGGAAAAAGACUUAUCCCAACCUACACAUACACACACACACACGUUAUCAAUUUAUUCGAUUUGAAUAUCAAUCAUUAGCAUUAUCAGUGUAGGUGUUUCGUAUUUGUUUCCACCUUAAAAUCGAAGUUGUCACAACUUCGCCUUAAAGACACACGUACGUAUUUUUAUACACCUAUUUAUGCGUAUAAAUGUAUUAGUAUUAAGGCAACGUGAAGGAAUUUAAUGGAGCAUUGAAAGGGAAUGUUGCAAGAAUUGGGAAUGUUUCAUUCGCGUGGAAACCGAUUGUGAUCGACUGCGAUAGAGUGUUGUGAAGAGAAAGAGAGAAUUAAUAUAUUGAAUUGAAAGUGAUGAAUAUACCUCUGAGAAGUGUAUUUUUUUAUGAUGAGAUCAAUGAUUAGUGGAAGAGCAUAAAACAGCAUAUUAAGGACAUUUUAUAGAACUGCAACUAUUCAUACAUAAGGAUCUCAGCCAUUUCACAGCAGAGGAUAAACAUAUGUAGUUUUAUGUUUCAGACGACACAUGCAAAUUACAUGGAAAUCGUGUAAA
Messenger RNA from Ochlerotatus camptorhynchus, 3764 nucleotides. RefSeq names its product Choline transporter-like 2 (gene Ctl2). The transcript is spliced from 10 exons. Gene Ontology annotation, biological process: transmembrane transport. Gene Ontology annotation, molecular function: transmembrane transporter activity. Bases 775 to 3024 code for a protein of 749 amino acids. The record is from RefSeq and is a predicted model, not a curated record. NCBI's taxonomy places the organism in Eukaryota, Metazoa, Arthropoda, Insecta, Diptera, Culicidae.